CAUAGACGGAAACUCCCUUUAAAUUAUUUAUCACAGAGUAGCCAGCAUUUCUGUAAACAAGAUGGCUGUCAACUGCACAUUUGAACUUGUUUACAAAGAAGCAUGAAAAUGUGCUAUAUUUUAUGGUUUUUCUAAUUAUAUUUUAUUUACGAGUUGCUUUAUGUGAAUACUAGAAGAUAUUUGGCUUAAGCUUUUAUUCGCGUGUUUUUACUCUGUUAUCGUUUGUCAAUUGAGAUUAUAAAUAGGUAUUUAUAAGCGUUGUAACGACUUUCUACCUAAGUUUUCAAUUAUCAAUAGAACUGAAAAGCGCAAAAUCAUUCGAGCAGUUAAAAUUUUCUCUGUUUAUUAUCCUGUGUAUUUUAGCAAGGUGACAUUAAUACAAUUCGAAUUUGUUAAUUUCAAUCUCGUACACCAAGUUUGACUCGUUGUCUUUGUCUUAAAUAAUUGCGCUGGUUUAUUUAUUUUUUCCUUUCUUUUUUUGAACUGUUCGUUGAAGCAAGAGAAUAAAAAAUGACCGUGGAAGAGACAGAUACUUCGUUUAAUGAUGUCGAAUAUGGCUCUUUCUUUAGCUUUCGCCCACAAAAGCGAAGAGUCACGUAUCACCUAGAUAAUAAGGUUGGAAAUUAUCAUUAUGGUGACAAGCAUCCUAUGAAACCACAUCGUAUCACGAUUGCUAACCAUCUUGUGAUGGGAUACGGGUUGCAUGACAAAAUGAAUGUCUAUAGUCCUAGAAAAGCAACCUUUAACGAAAUGGCUAGCUUUCAUCGAGAAGACUAUUUAGAUUUUUUACAAAAAAUCACUCCUGACGAUGCGGAAACCUAUGCCGACACAUUUCAAAAAUUCAACAUUGGCGCUGACUGUCCAAUCUUUGACGGAGUAUAUGAAUUUUCCCAAAGGUCCGCGGGUGCUAGUUUAGAUGCUUCAAGAAAACUAACCCAAGGACAAACCGACAUUGCCAUUAAUUGGAGCGGCGGACUCCAUCAUGCCAAAAGAGCAGAAGCUAGUGGAUUUUGCUAUGUUAAUGACAUUGUUUUGGCUAUUCUCAAUAUGCUACGAUAUUUUCCUCGUGUUCUUUAUAUUGAUAUUGAUAUUCAUCACGGGGAUGGUGUUCAACAAGCUUUUUAUGAAUCUGAUCGUGUACUAACCGUCUCUUUUCACAAAUACAACGGUGAUUUCUUUCCUGCAACUGGAAAUUUUGAUGAAAAUGGGAUUAAAGGCGGAAAGUACUUUGCGAUGAAUGUGCCAUUAGACGAUGGAAUUGGAGAUGAUCAGUACACAAGCUUGUAUAAGUCUAUCAUUGAGCCAACGAUCAACACAUUUCAGCCAUCAGCUAUUGUUCUUCAGUGUGGAGCGGACUCCUUGGGUUAUGAUAGAUUAGGUGUUUUCAACCUGAGUAUUCGUGCUCAUGGAGAAUGUGUGAAAUUUACAAAGUCCUUUAAUAUUCCCAUGCUUGUUGUAGGCGGUGGUGGAUAUACCCUUCGUAAUGUCGCUAGGGCUUGGUGCUAUGAAACCUCUAUCUGCGUGGACGAACCGGUUCCUUCACAGUUACCGAAAGAUACUUCUUACUAUGAAUUUUUCUCUCCUGAUUACACGUUACACCCAAAAUUAAUAACGAAAAUUGAGAACAAAAAUUCACCUAAAAUGUUGGAGGAUCUUAGGAUACGCGCGUUGGAACAACUACGAUAUUUGGGUAGUGCUCCAAGCGUUCAGUUACAACAAAUUCCUCCAGACUUAACUGGUCAUUUGGACGAAGAAGAUGACCGCCUUAAUGAUGAGUUUCUUGAUAAAGUGUUAGAUGUUCGGGUUCAUGGAUAGACGCAUAUAACAACGGUUGCUCUUAUGAUUA
Schizosaccharomyces octosporus yFS286 is the source of this 1846-nucleotide messenger RNA. RefSeq names its product histone deacetylase Hos2. NCBI's taxonomy places the organism in Eukaryota, Fungi, Ascomycota, Schizosaccharomycetes, Schizosaccharomycetales, Schizosaccharomycetaceae. The record is from RefSeq and is a predicted model, not a curated record. Gene Ontology annotation, molecular function: histone deacetylase activity. Bases 511 to 1815 code for a protein of 434 amino acids. The transcript has a single exon.